This is a messenger RNA of Symbiodinium pilosum, 2103 nucleotides long. Lineage: Eukaryota; Dinophyceae; Suessiales; Symbiodiniaceae. The record is from the annotation of a GenBank genome assembly.
AUGUGCUGGCUUGCUGGUUGCGCCAAUGGCAUCCCGAAUAUGAGUGAACAGGAAUGGUCCAAUGUGGAUCACGGAAGUGCCGUGAAGGUACCUGGGGAGGUACCGCAACAGACAUCCUGCCAGUCUGAUGCGGUUUCUGGGCAUCUACAGACUGAACAACACGUGCAGCACAGUUACUUCUCUGAGCAUGCGACUGCUGUUUCCGAGCAUGCCAGCCCAGGUAACUUGCCAGUAAGGGUGCCUUCUUCUGUCAAGGGUGAUGCCGUUGCUCAGGAGUCCGCGUCUCUGGAGGUGUCGUCAGAUGAAAUUAAUCGCGUGCCAAAUAGCAGCUUGCUGGGAGCUUUGCUGCAGUUUGGGAUGCCGGCAGUUGAUGAUCAAGUUUGCGAGCAGCCGGACAGGGUUGCAGUGACAACAUGCAUGCAGAUUGUGGAACAAGUUGGCAUGAAGCAAGAUUCUGGACCUGCGCUCGCCGGUUGUCAGGUCAGUCGACACAUGACGUUGCCAGUGGAAACCAGCAAGGCUAAGCCAGAUGCUCCUCCACAGCAGAGGCAGGGAGCCAAACUUGUCGGAUGUGGUGAUGCGCUAGUACCUUACAUGUGUUCAGCCGUUGCAAGUCUGCAAGUGUGUUUCGCAUAUCUGUGCGGGAUGAGAGUUGGAGAAGCUUCGCAUCCGGGGCCGGAGAUAGGGCAAACCGAUGCUGCGCAUCAGGUCAAGCAUGAUCACAGCACUGGAGUCAGAGUAGGGGAGGCCAAAAAUCCAGGGCCAAGCCCCUUUGGCCCGGAGCUUGAAAAUAUGAUCAAACAAUAUGUUAUGGAAGCUGUUCGGGAAGCCAUCAAGGAAGCCUUCCAGAACCUGGGUUUCAGUGCACCGGAUUGGAAUGCUCCAGUUGUUCCUUUCAAUAAGCUCAGUGCCGCCAUCGAUGCAACCGAUGCAAAUGCGGUUUUGGAGGGUGUUAUUCUUGCGAACAAGCAAGAAGUUGAGCACGCAAAAAUCAUGUUGCAGGGCUCCAAGGCCCAGGACAAGUUUCUUCUAAUCUAUUUGGCCAAGGAGGAAAAGUCUCAGAAGAUCCCAGGUCGCAUCCAGGAUCAGCUGUGCUUCAGGGAUGCGAUAGUGCUGCAAUGCCAUAGCAGUGCUGUCUCUCAGAGCCCCACUCCUGCGGGAUUAGCAAAUGCUCCUGUCAAGGUGGCACCCCUGCAAAGCAUUGCUGUCUAUGUUCAGGUGCCCAAGCAGUAUGCUAGCGACCAGCUCUGGUCCAGCUUCUGCAAAAAUGCAAGCAAAACCGCGGCCACCUGGGCGGCAGAUAGACACGUCCAGCCUUUGGAUUCUUUCAACUGGGCAGAAGAGAAGCAGCGCGCUGGAGGGCAAGAGCUUCAGGCGUUCGGCAUCAUGCGGGCUGGAGACUUGCUGCCCAGCCUGAUGAACUUGUGCCGCGGGUCUGGACGCUACCGUGGCGACAAGGAUCUUGUUGCGCUGCUUGCUGAGACGGACACUGGUCCACUUACUUUGUGGGCUUCUGUAGCUCCUGCGCGCACGUUGCAGAAAUCUCAACGAAAGUUGCCGCAAGGGGCUGUGCCGGUCGUUGCUCCCAAACAGAGGUCUACUGCUUUUCCUACCGCCUCGAAGGCGCUGACUGAGCCCGAGGUUGGAGCUGACGGUAAACCAGUCUCUGGUGCCAAGCGCACAAAGUGUGAUGUCGGAACGGUUCCUGAUGCACUCAAAAUGAUUGAGAUUGCUAAAGACGGCAACUGUAUCUACCGGGCUGUUUCCGAAGGCCUUACUUGGCUUUCCGGCGGAAAGCUCAGGGUGGAGCACAGGGAAAUGCGAGCGAAAGCAAUCACGCACCUGCAGAAGCAUCGCGCUGCCUAUUCUGCACAAUGGGACGGCGAAAGUCCCUCGGGUGAUCCGACGCAGUCCUUUGACGACUAUCUGGCUGCCAGCGCCAGGGACAGCUCCUAUGGGUCUCCGCUCGAGGUGGAGGCACUGGCCAGGGUGUUCGACGUACAGAUCAUUUUGAUACCAUGCCUCGCCGACUUCGCCGUAAUGUCCUUCCGGACGUCACAGGCCAAAAGGGUCUUGGUUUUGUGGUACCACGACAGCACGUAG